AUGAAAGCAUCCUAAGAGGUUAAUCCUUCAGAUUCCUUAAUAUAAUUAAUUAAUUCCCAUUGCGAACUUGAUCAAAUAACAAAUAAAUAGAUGUUCGGAGAGGGUGAUCAUCAGUAAGUUUCUUCUCUUCCCAAUGAUUAAAUAAGAAAAACUAGACUUUAAGGUAAACAAAAUGAAUAAAUCAUAAUGAAUAACUAAGACUUAUUCAAUGUGAACUAUUCCAAAAGUGUUUAUAUAAAUAAAAUAAACUCACUUAUUGAAAUUACCCCUGCUCCCAAAGAAUUUUCAUGUGCCAAUAAAAAAGAGUAAUAUCAAUAAAUUGUAAUAUAUAGUUAAAAGGCCUAUCAUAAAGCGAAGAAAUAAUUCGAAAAAGAAAAUGGAUACUAUUUUGAAGAGCAAGGCUUGGAUGACAGCAAUAAAAUAAAGCUGGCCAAGAACAGACAAUCUGCAAGGGAUUCAAGAAAGCGAAAGAAAAUAUAUGUCGAGCUUCUUGAAAUCAAAGUAGCUGACCUCAGUAAACGAAUCGAAGUUCUCCAAAAAAAUCUCGAUGAUCAGAAUUUAUUUAUUAAUCAUUGUGUCAAGAUACCCUCUCUUGUAAAAUAAAUUAUCCCUAAUUUUAGAUAUCAGAUUUUAAUUUGAGUUAUUAAAAUUAAUUCUAAAUUCUAAGUAAGAACAUAACAAAAAAAUAAUUGUAAAUUUUGGGAGAAGAAUUCGGAGUGAAUUCGGAGAAGAGAGAUUGUUUAUGCAAUUGCAUAUUCAAUACUUUGGUCGAUCAUAUCUUACCAUUUGAUUUGAAAAAAACGAUUGAUACAGCUAUAGAUAGUAAUUAAUCUUGAAUAAAUUAGAUCUUGGUAUUUUCAAGUUUGGAUAAUAAUAAGAAAUUAAAUAGUUGAUUGAAUACUAGCAACUAUUCACGUAACAUUAUAAAAAAUUUGAAUUGUAAUCAUUUAAAAUUAUUUACAUUUAGAGCUGCAUAUGAAAUGACUAAGUCUUAUGAAUACAUAAAGAGAGAAGCAGAGGGACUUGAAAGACUAAAGAACUAAUUGAUAUAACUAUUGGGUCCGUAAAAAUACGUCAAAAAUAUUCUUGAUAUUUAACAACUACAACAACAGAUUAUUGUCAAAGAAGAAGAAAUCAAUUAGAAAGGUAAUACAAAAUUUGAAUUAUGAGCUCGAUAAAAUAUUUAUAUUUAUAUUUAAUGGGUAAUUGCAAUAAUGCUCCAGAUCUAAAUGUUAAAGAAAUAAAAGGUAAAUCUUCAUUUUACCUUAGUGCCUAAUAAAAGCGAUUAUAAUUUUUUGUAUGUUAUUGAGAGAGGUGGAUUUGGGAAGGUCUGGAGAGCUGAACAUAAGAAAACUAAACAUCAAUAUGCUAUUAAAGAAAUGUAGAAAUUCAAGUAUUACCUUAUUCAAUGUCUAUUUAUAGGAUUAUCAAUAAAAAAAGCAUUGGUUCCGUGAUGAAUGAGAGGUACUUAUUAAGCAAUCUCAGGCAUCCGUAAUAAAAUAUGUAUAACUAGAUUUUUAGUAAAUAUGCACACAGCAUUUCAAGAUCGAGAAAGUCUCUAUUUAGUUAUGGAUCUCAUGACUGGAGGAGACCUUAGAUUUCAUAUCUGUAAAAAUAGGAAGUUUAAUGAAGAAUAGACAAGUAAAGAGGUAAUUUGAUAUCACUAGAAUUUUUCGUCAUCUGCAUACUUUUAGCUUUAGAGUAUCUUCAUAACAACACCGUUAUACAUAGAGAUAUUAAACCUGAAAAUUUGGUCUUUGAUAAAAAUGGUAAAUUAUUGUAAAUUUACUAUUUAGGUUAUUUGAGGUUGACAGAUCUUGGUAUUGCAAGAAUAUGGAAACCGGGAAAUGAUGGGGACACGAGUGGAACGCCUGGGUAUAUGGCUCCUGAAGUUAUGUGUAGAUAAGUUCAUGGGGUGGCAGUAGAUUAUUUUGCAGUUGGAGUAAUAGCUUAUGAAUGUAUGAUGGGAAAAGUAAUGUAUUAACUUAAAAUAGAGACCCUAUUUGGGUAAAACUAGAUAAGAGAUUAGAGACUAAAUUUUGUCCAAAUAAGUUACAAUUAAGGCUAUUUAUAAACCAUAAGACUGGUCUGAUGAGGCUGCUGAUUUUAUUAAUUAAAUGAUCUAAAGAAAACCAGUGAAUAGAUUAGGAUUUUAUGGCCCUGAAGAAGUAUUUGCUCAUCCUUGGUUUAAGAAUAUCAAAUGGGAUGAUUAUUUAACUCAAUCAAAAUAAUCUCCUUAUAAAAUUAAUGUAAUUUAAUAAUAAAGUAGAUUUUAGUCGAGUUCUGAUAAUUUUGAUUAGAAGUUUGCUAAUCUUAAAGACCCUGAAGACGAGGCUUAAGCUAAGCAGAAUGCAGAACUUUUGAAAAGAGAUUCCAUCUAAGAAGCUUUUAAUGGAUACACUUUCAAAUCUUAAAAUUCUUAAUAAACAAUAUAAGACUAAACAAAUUCAAAGCCAACAACUUCGAUGAGUUAGCAAAUCACACCUACGAAAAAGAAUUUACUUGAUUCUGAUCGCUUAAUUGAAUCCAAAUCUUAGAAGAAAUAUCAUCUAGUUUAAACCACAGGAUUUAAUAAAAAAUUAAACUUUACUCCAGAUUAACCACUCACAUAGAGAGGAUAAACUAAAAAAAAUUUUGAUUUUUGA
This is a messenger RNA of Paramecium octaurelia, 2645 nucleotides long. Lineage: Eukaryota; Ciliophora; Oligohymenophorea; Peniculida; Parameciidae. The record is from the annotation of a GenBank genome assembly.